AUGCCAAUUGGAACUUCACGCUCCUCAGAUUUAUCACUAGAACUAGGCGAGAAAUGUGGUUGGCUAUUGAAGUGGACAAAUUAUAUCAAAGGAUAUCGUCAACGUUGGUUUGUGCUCGAUUCGUGUGCUAAUCUAAGUUAUUAUAGGAAUUCGUCUGAAGUAGGACAGUCAUGUCGCGGCAGUAUCAAUUUGCAAGAGGCUCGUAUUCAUGCAGACAAAGCAACGAACAGCUUGACAAUUUCUGCACCAUCACAAACAUUUCAUUUGAAAGCUCAAAAUGAAUUGGAUCACGACAAAUGGUUCCAUGCACUCGAAUGUGCUCGUCAUCGCGCUGUUCGUGAUGCUGAAUCAGAUGAAGAUGAUGAUAUUAAGAUGAGCGUAUCUGGUAACAGUGGUGCUGCAGCUAUAGAAACAAUGAAUCGAGCAAUUGCUGCCAAAAUUUUUGAUUUAAGAACAUGCAGCUCUCUUAUUUCGAAACAUGGAUCGGAACUUCUGAAAGCAAUGAGUGACCUAGAAAAGACCGGAAAAAUUAAAGCGUUGGCUGAACGCAUCAACUUAUUUAAAAUUACAACUGCUGCGAUGAUGAAAGCUUGCGAAGAAUUUGUCACUCUUACUGCUGAAGAAUCGAAAAAAGUUGGACGUUAUGCAGCAAAUGAACAUGAACAACGCCUCAGAUUGCAAGAUCAAUUAGAAGAGCUUGCGCAACAACAUAGUAAACUUGAACGUGUGGCAUAUCGUUCGACACACAAAGGCAGUGUUGCUUCAGAACCACCAUUUUUGGAUGCGGAAGAAGAAUUUCAUGAUGCAUAUGAUUAUGUUUCUGAUAUGCAUGAUGAUGGCAGAAAAUCUAGUUCUUCUCAGACUGAAUCUAUUGGUGAAGUGACAAAUUCGAAAUUAUUUAAUGCGGAAAUUAUUUAUCCAAAAAUAGUAAAGUCGGAAACCAGGUUAACCCGUUCUGCUCCAACAACCCAACAUUCACGACAGCGUCGUACCAAAAUACCCGAAAGACCACAAACUUCUAUCAGUUUGUGGUCUAUUAUGCGCAAUUGUAUUGGCAAAGAAUUGAGCAAAAUCCCGAUGCCUGUGAAUUUUAGUGAACCACUUUCUGUGCUACAAAGGAUUUCUGAGGAUCUCGAAUAUUCUUACUUAUUAGAUGAAGGAGCAGAAAAGGCAGAUUCACUUGAGCAAAUGUGCUAUGUAGCGGCAUUUGCAGUUAGUGCAUAUUCGACGACGGGUUAUCGUACAACGAAACCUUUCAAUCCUUUACUCGGUGAAACAUUUGAGUGUGAUCGAUUCGAUGAUCUUGGUUGGCGUUCUUUUGCCGAACAAGUAAGUCAUCAUCCACCAAUAACAGCACAUCAUGCUGAUGGCCGUAAAUGGACUUUGCACCAGGACUUCUCGAUGACAUCACGUUUUCGUGGAAAAUAUUUAUCAGUAACACCUGUCGGUUAUACAUAUGUUAAGUUUCUUGAUAGCGGAAAUGAAUAUUCGUAUAAGAAAGUUACUACCACAGUACAUAAUAUCAUCGUAGGUAAACUAUGGAUAGAUAAUCACGGUGAGAUGUUAAUUGAAAAUCACAAGACUGGUGAUAAAUGUGUCUUGAAAUUCCAUCCAUACAGCUAUUUUUCGCGUGAACCUCCGCGAAAGAUAGCUGGUUUCGUGAAAAAUCCAAUUGGGGAAGUUCACUGGCUUAUCCAAGGUAUCUGGGAUAGCUAUUUGGAUAUACUUAAGGUCACAAAUGAAGUUAACACUGGUGAGAAUGCACGCUUUGAGACGGAUACACCAAAUCGAAUCUGGACGAUCAAUUCAUCAAUAGAAAAUAGUGAGAAGAUGUAUUAUUUCACAAAGCUGGCAAUUGAAUUAAAUGAACCAGAAGAAGGUGUAGCUCCAACAGAUUCACGACUUCGUCCCGAUCAACGAUUAAUGGAAGACGGAAAAUGGAAUGAAGCAAAUGAAAUGAAAGUAAAAAUUGAGGAGAAGCAGCGUGCAGUUCGUCGAGAACGAGAAAUUUUAGCACAAAAAGCUUUACAAAGAGGUGAACCAUUUGAAGAAUAUAAACCAUUAUGGUUUAAAAAAGAUCAACACGAAGAAACGGGUGCUUUGAUACAUGUAUUUACCGGUGAAUAUUGGAAGAUGAAGAAAAUUGGUGAUUGGUCUAAAUGUCCGAGUAUAUUUUAA
Brugia malayi is the source of this 2178-nucleotide messenger RNA. RefSeq names its product Oxysterol-binding protein (gene Bma-obr-1). NCBI's taxonomy places the organism in Eukaryota, Metazoa, Nematoda, Chromadorea, Rhabditida, Onchocercidae. The record is from RefSeq and is a predicted model, not a curated record. Gene Ontology annotation, cellular component: intracellular membrane-bounded organelle; cytosol; membrane. Gene Ontology annotation, molecular function: sterol binding. The coding region runs from base 1 to 2178 and encodes 725 amino acids. The transcript is spliced from 14 exons.